CCUUAGUUUAGUUCGUUCAGUUGCGCUAUCUCUUCACCACCCUCUCUCGCUCUCUCUCUCUCUCACUCUCUGUCUCUUCCGUCUCUCGCUGUCCUUCUCAUGUGCUCGUGCGCGAGUGGUCGCGACCGACGCUCAACUGUUGCCGGAAAACAAUCGACUGUCGACGACGCGGAUGACUUGAUCGACUCGGACCAUGCCUCGGUGCCUCAUGGCGAAGAAGUUCAAGGCGUACACGUGGCCUGAGCGGCCUGAGCCUGAGCCGGACCAGGAGGAGGAUGAGGAGGAGAUCGACGUCGUGGGGGACGCGCCGAGCUCCUGCUGGGGCCCCUCUAGCCCCACGGAGGGGGCUACGGCGCCUAGUCCACCGCCAACUUCUCCGCAUGGGACUACGGUGCUUUAUAAUGGUUAUCUUCAAGAAAUUCCCCCUUCAAGCUACACAACAACUUAUGUGCCGAAAUCUGAAGCGUCGAAUCCAUCCUACGUCACUUUACAAAACGUGGGAGAAAAUCACGAACUCAGACCGGAAUAUGCACCGCCUAUCAGGCAAAGAAAAUCCCUGUCCAUGACUUACACCAGUACAGGCACCGCUCUGAGUUUACCGCCGAAAAAGAAAGACAUCUACAGACCUUACUCCCUGGAGGACAAACCAUCCCCACCUUUCUUCCCCCACGCCAUUCGGGUACCAGCUGAAGAGGACCUACACGCUGCUCACGCCAUCUUAGACUUGAGUGCGUCCACCACAGUAUUCCUACCACCACCACCUCAAGUCGAGGUCCACCAAGACCACGAAGAACAGCCACUGAGGGUAUCAACCCCCGGCGGAGACAAACCUGGCGGCAAGACUGUCGCUUACACCUACGAAGCCUUCUUCGUGAGCGAUGGCAGAUCGAAGAAACGCCAUCCCGAUGAUCCUACAGCCACGCUUACGCCCAAGGCUAUAAUCAACGAGAAACCCAAGUACACUUGCAGUGAGUGCGGUAAACAAUACGCCACCUCCAGCAACCUGUCCAGGCACAAACAGACGCACAGAAGCCUGGACUCGCAGUCAGCCAAAAAGUGCAUGACCUGCGGCAAAGCUUACGUCAGCAUGCCUGCGCUAGCGAUGCACGUGCUCACUCACAAGUUGGCACACCGUUGCGGGGUCUGCGGCAAGCAAUUCUCGCGGCCUUGGUUGCUCCAAGGCCAUCUGAGAUCCCACACAGGGGAGAAGCCUUACGGUUGUGCGCAUUGCGGUAAGGCUUUCGCCGACAGGUCGAAUCUGCGUGCACAUAUGCAGACCCAUUCGGCUGACAAGAAUUUCGAGUGCCCAAGGUGCCACAAGACUUUUGCCUUGAAGUCGUACCUCAACAAGCAUCUGGAGUCGGCUUGUCUCAAGGAAGAGAUGCCAGGCGGUAAUGUGAAGGAGGAGUAUGGGGUGCCUGAACUCAGUAUUGCAACUCCGAUGCCUGUGAGGGUUUACGCGGGCUAGGUCACUAGAUGUUUUAUGGUAGUGUCUAGUUCGACACUAUACCGUGGAUCUUUUUCUCAGAAUUCCUUCAAGCGAAAUACGAAAUCAAGGUACCCUGGUAGCACAUCAAAUUGACUGAAUCCUGAUUUUGAAAAGAGCCGAUAUAGAUACCAGGUGUCCCAAGUUAUCGUAUACAAGCAAACUGCAAUGAAUGGCAUUGAAGAACCUUCCUCAUUUCAUUUAUAAAAAUCUAUCACAUUUGACAGUUCUCUGGUAGCAAUUCCUCACUUUUUAUAUUAUAAAAAAACCAGCAACAUUCAAUGAGGUAUAUGAAUUUCAACUGAAAUAUCUUUUAUGCGAAUCUGAAAAUGAACUGAAAAUCACAAAAAUAAUGUUGAUAUGAGAAGCAUCGGCUUUUUGAAACGAAAACAUGAGCGAAACGAUUUUUUUAUUUUCAUAAGGAUAAUUAAGUAACUCGAAGCAAGUCACCACAUGUUGAUAUUUCUGUUGUUAUCAAUAAAAAAAUACCAAGUAUACGCUAUCGUUCUAUUCCAAAUUGAAUGACACGUAAUUUACAAUGACAAUAAAAAGGGGGGUAGCAGCCAGAUACCUGUCAAAUAUGAUAGAUUUUUUUAUAUGCCAUUAGAAAGGUACUUCAAUGUCAUUCAACGCAGGUUUUGAAUUUUGCAAUUAUCUUGUCGAAUACACCCGGUAUAUUGAAUAUGUGGAACUAAUAUUGGUCCAAUAUAAGAAUAAAUUGAAGAGACAAUAUCGGAAUGAUAAUAUUAGUGGAAUAUUGGUUCAACUUGGGCUAAAUGUGGACUGUCAGCUACAAUAUUGAAUCAAUAGUGGUUGGAAAGUUCGUUUUCAAUAUGUGGAAAAACAUUUAUAUGAAUAUCAUAUAAUAUUGUUUCACGAAUGUCGGUACAACAACAUCGAAGAGAUAUUGUUUUCAACAACUAUAACACUCCUUUUGUCGAUUCUGAAGCAGUUAUGCAAAAUUGUAUAUUUGAGUUCAAUGGCACAUUGGUUGAAUAUAUUGUUUCAACAAUUGGUGUGAAAAUAUUUCACCAAUGUUUUCAAGACGACAUUGCAACAUGCUGAUUUUCAAUAAUCUACCCACAUGUUGAAACUAAUAUUGUACCAAUAUAGCCGAAUUUUCACAUUUUGCUCCUCGCCAAUAUUACGUUGACAAUAUUUUGCCGAUAUUUUCUCAACAUUGCACGGAUAUUGUGCCAAUAUAUGUGUGCUACUUUCUCAACAACACAGCUCAACGUUUCUCGUGGAUUGUUCCACGAUAAUUUCGCGUGGAUUUUUCCACGAUCAUUUCGCG
This is a messenger RNA of Phaedon cochleariae (mustard beetle), 2780 nucleotides long. The record is from the annotation of a GenBank genome assembly. Lineage: Eukaryota; Metazoa; Arthropoda; Insecta; Coleoptera; Chrysomelidae.